AAAAAUUUCCACUCCUAGUUCGAAUUCGAGAAUCUCUCGACGCCGCUGCCACCACCACCUCCUCUUUAUAUACGGAAGCCCUGAACUCUGCCUAUAAAAGGCUUUCGGCGGAAAUUCCAUAAGUGAAAGUGUCGUGAGAAAAAUUAUCGACUGACUUAUAAACACUACUUAUUUUUGGACAUGUCAAUUAAUGAUCGUUGGCACGUUCUUUAAACUAUAACUACUUUAUUCAAGAAUAUCUUUUAAGUAAAUCCCUUUUUGUUUUCUUGAAUUUUCAUCGACUUCACUCCACCAUGAAAAAAACCAGAGGAUUUAGGCUGGUAAAGGUGUUCAAAUGGUUUACUCACCGGAGAACUGGAGUCUCCUACCAGCGGCCGGCAUCUGGCAGCGCCACCAGGGCCAUCUCAAAGGUCUACAACUGGUGCCGCUCUUUGAAGCAUGGAGCUAAAAGGAUUUGCUUAGGGAAACAUAAGUCCGGUUACAUUCUGGUCGGGGAAGAACCGCUGGAGCCAAAGAACCGGGUGAGUGUGCCCAAGGGGCACUUGGCUGUCUACGUGGGCGAUGAAGAAGAUGACGCGUGUCGAGUUCUUGUGCCAGUGAUAUACUUUAAUCAUCCAUUGUUUGGUGAGUUACUGAGAGAGGCUGAGAACAUUCAUGGGUUCAACCAUCCGGGUGGGAUCCAGAUUCCUUGCAGGAAAUCCGAAAUUGAGAAUGUUAAGAUGAAGAUCGCCGCCGCCGGUAGCAGCGAUGGUGGUGGCAACCGCCGUAGGAGACGGAGUUGGAGAAACAAGUACCAAUGAUUCAUUUUUACCACUUUGAAUUUUCUUCGUUAAUUGUUGGUCCACUCAUGUACAAAUGUUUUGACUCUUUUUCAAUAGUAAAUUUCAUAGCUAUUGCUUAAAUAAUAAAUUUUUCAUUACUUUCAAUUUAGCACAUAAUUAAUAGUUGGUCAAAACCUCGUUUAAAU
This is a messenger RNA of Olea europaea var. sylvestris, 967 nucleotides long. RefSeq names its product auxin-responsive protein SAUR36. The transcript has a single exon. The coding region runs from base 294 to 800 and encodes 168 amino acids. Gene Ontology annotation, biological process: response to auxin. Lineage: Eukaryota; Viridiplantae; Streptophyta; Magnoliopsida; Lamiales; Oleaceae. The record is from RefSeq and is a predicted model, not a curated record.